Molecule: messenger RNA, 4558 nt
Organism: Anneissia japonica
Lineage: Eukaryota; Metazoa; Echinodermata; Crinoidea; Comatulida; Comatulidae
Exons: 22
Coding region: 31-3069 (1012 amino acids)
Biological process (GO): proteolysis
Molecular function (GO): metal ion binding
Source: RefSeq, a predicted model, not a curated record
CCCUCAAUCAAUUUAAAGGGAUUGAACAUCAUGGCGGCCUCCUUUGAAAAGAUUUGUUCAGUGGUUGCUAACGAUCUGGUACUGGUUUCCAAGUACAGAUCUAAGCGUACUGGACUAACUGUGUGUCUUGCACAAGUAGAAGGACCUUUAGUAAAUGGUUACUUUGUUCUGGCAACUGAAGCGCAUGAUGAUGAUGGCUUGCCUCACACGUUGGAGCAUCUUAUCUUUUUGGGAAGUGAAAAGUAUCCCUUUAAAGGUGUUUUGGAUAUGCUGGCCAAUCGGUGUCUUGCACAAGGUACAAACGCAUGGACUGAUACUGACCAUACUUGCUAUACAGUGAUGACCGCUGGGUCUGAGGGGUUCUUGAAUCUGAUGCCUAUUUACCUUGACCAUGUAUUGUAUCCAACUUUAACGGAUGCCGGGUAUGUGACCGAAGUUCACCACAUCAACGGUGAAGGAGAAGACGCUGGCGUGGUCUAUUGCGAGAUGCAGGCUCGCGAGAACUCGGGUGAAAGUAGAUGUCAUUUGGAGCUACUGAGGGCAAUGUAUCCUGGAGUGUGUGGUUACAAGUCUGAGACUGGUGGUAUUAUGGCAAAUCUUCGAGACAGCACCAGUAAUUUGAAAGUGCGAAAUUAUCAUCGGGAUUUCUAUCGAGCAGACAAUCUUUGUUUGAUUAUCACCGGGCAGGUGGAACAAGAACAAGUGUUUGAAAAACUGAAAGAAUUUGAAGAUAAGAUCAUUGGAAAGGGGGAGCUGCCACCGCUUACUCGACCGUGGCAGUCACCAGUACCACCACUCCUAGAAUCAGUGGUGCAAACCAUUCCAUACCCAUCUGAUGAUGAAACCAAUGGCAUGGUAUAUAUUGGCUGGAGAGGACCUAAAUCCCAGGACCUGUAUGAGAUGUCGGCUUUAAAUGUUAUCCUUGAAUACCUGACGGACACUGCUGUUUCACCUUUGCAAAGGGAGUUUGUUGAGAUAAAAGAUCCAUACUGUAGCAAGGUACGCAAGUCUAUAAUAGAGAAUAGCGAAGCCUGUUUCUACAUUAAGUUUGACAAUACACCAGUUGGAAAGCUUGACCAAAUAAGAGAAAAGUUGCUGUCUGUUAUUGGAGACAUUGUGUCUGGAAAAGAGUCUAUAGACAUGAGCAGGAUGACGAGCGUUAUUCACCGUGAAAUCUUGGACUCGCUUAACAGCAUGGAAGAGCGCCCUCAUGAUACAUUUGCUUUUAUAUGUAUUGGAGAUUUUUUGUAUGGCAAUACUCCAGAAGAGUUAAACAAACGUCUUAAUCAAAUUGGAGAUUUUAAGAAACUUGGCAAGGAGCCUGCAGAGUACUGGGUCAACCUUCUUCGAAAAUAUGUGACUGAGGCAAAAUCAGUGACUAUAGUUGGCAAGCCAAGUAAAGAAUUGGCAGACAGUAUGGCGAGCAAGGAGAAGGAACGGGUCAAAAAACAAAGCGAAAAGCUAGGAGAAGAUGGCUUGAAGAAAAUGGCCGACAUUCUAGAGAAGGCUACUGCAGAAAAUGAGACUGAACCUUCCGAGGGGAUGCUUAGCUGUCUCCCAGUUCCCGAUCCUGCAUCUGUCCACUUUCAUCCUGUGGAAUGCAAAAGUAAUUUAAAUGGAUUUAUUUCAAUGGAGGGUGCUCUCUUUGAUAUAACUAAGCUUCCAUUUACUUUCCAAUUGGAUGAUCUGCACACUAACUUUGUAGAGAUGCGAGUUCUACUUGAUACAGCAUCCCUUCCUGUGCACUUAAAACCCUACUUGUCACUGUACUUAGACUGCAUUGACGAAUCGGCUAUCAUGAGAAAUGGAGUGCUGGUCUCACAUGAGAAAGUGGUAACGGAGCUCGCAGCAGACACUCUCAACUUUGGUUCGUCCAUUGGAUUACAUGGGUCCAGGUUCUACUGUGGACAGUUCACGCAGUUGGCAAUCCUCAACAUUAAGGUUGAGAAUGAGAAGUACUGUAAAGGUGUCCAGUGGCUCCAUGAUUUGAUGUACAACAUCUUCUUUGAAUCAGAGAGAGUGAAGAUCAUCGCAACAAAAAUGAUCAACGACGUUGCAAAAAUGAAACGAAAAGGACGUACUAUUGCUUUUGCAGUGGUGCGGGAUAUAAACUUUAAUGAAGAGAGCAACCAUCACACAUCUAAUAUGAUACGGCAACAUAAGUUCCUGAGUGAAUUAGUAGCUAAACUUGAUACCGAACCUGAUCAGGUGUUGAAGAACUUAAUCGAGUUGCGUGAGAUUUUAACUUUGCCAUCAAAUAUACGUGUACACAUGGCGACUGACCUGAAGAAACUUGCUGCAAUUACCUCUCCCACUGCACCAUGGGAAUCCUUCCUGCCUAGUAACUUGAGCAGUGCUCAAAAACACACCCAGGUGCAGCAGUUGACUAAUCAAAUUAUCCGUCCACCAUCUGAAGGAGCUCCAACCGGAGUAAUAGUUGGAGUUGGAUCUGUUGAGUCUGCCUUUUUUAUCCAGACUAUUCCGUCCAUUUCGUCUUACACAGAUCCUGAUCUUCCGGCUUUGAUGGUUUACAUGGAAUACCUCUGUGCUCUUGAGGGCCCAAUGUGGCGGCAGAUCAGAGGACUGGGCCUAGCAUACCACUAUCGCAUGUAUGUACAACCAGAGCAAGGCCUUCUCUUCUUCCAACUCUUCAAGUGUACACAUGUUGUCAAUGCUUAUAAGCAGGCUAAAGAAAUUGUGGAUGGAUAUUUGAGUGGUGAUACUGUUUUUGAAGAUGUGCAGUUUGAGGCAGCGGUUAGUAGCGUCCUCUACGAAGUGAUUGAACGGGAGGAGACCGUGGCAUCUACAUCCGAAGAAUCUCUCGUGAGUUACCUCAGACGAACUAACAAAGACUACAACAGAAAUUUGUUGAAGGAGAUUGCAAAGGUUAAGAAAUCAGAUCUUCAACGCAUCGGGGACAAGUACAUCAAACCACUGUUUGACAACAGCAUGUCUAGAUGUGCCGUGUGUUGCCAGACAAGCAAAGUCGAUGAGAUAAAGGACGCAUUUCAAGGAUUGUCUCGAAGUUUGACUGUUAUGCCAUCUUUGGAAGAAGGCUUCCCAAACUAACCAGCUAUUACGAAAAUUGAAAACAUCAGGAAAUUUAGUAUCAUGGAAAGAUAAUUUAGAAAUAUCUUAAUUUUGCAACGUCUGUCUCGAACAUUUAUAGUUUUUGUAACUUUGUUUGAUAUGUAUUGAGUGUAUCUGUAUUAGCUGAUGUACUAGACACAAGACUAAGUCCUCUAUGUUCAGAUCCAAACACUGGGUAACUCUGCUGUGUUGUCAACUGGCCAUGUUUUACUUUACUGUUUCUUUCUGAACAUUAUCUACAUCAUUUUCAAAUGCUUUAGAGUGGUUGUCAAAAUAUGGUUUGGGAGAGAAUUCCAACUGUCCAUGCAAAGGUAAAUCUUCCUCAAGGCCAGAUGAGAAUUCUGUUGUAAUUUUGAGAAUCACUGCAAAUUUGUUUUCUAUAUCAUUGAUUUGAAGAUAAUGUCUAUAAAGACUAGUUUCAAAAAAAUUGCUACACGCAAUCACCAACAGCUAUUAAUGACACCGAUUAGUCGGUCGAAAUUAGGGAGCCUUCCUGAUUGCAUCAGGGACAGCUACACAGUGUAAAGAUUGCAAUGAGAACACUCUGUAGCGAUUUUAUUGAAUCCAGGCUUAGUGUUAAUUUCUCAGCCCUUCUCGACGCACAACCACACUGAACACCGAGUCUGUUGUAGAAUACAGCAUAGGUAUUAUAUUUAUUUAUGUUUAGAUAAGAAGCUUGAUAUGCAAACAGAUACAAAUGAAAUUAUUAAUAACCAGAAUUAUAUGAAUAAUUACCAACUAUUACAUUUAAGUAUCAUGCUGGAAAUUUGAGGCUGUCAAACUCUGUCCACUGUUAUUUGCCCAUUUAUGUGUAUAUGACAUCAUUUUGCCCAUAUAUGGAUGUGGUAUAACAUCAUGAUCAUAUAUGGUUGUGAUAAGACAUCAUCUUGCUCAUAUAUGCGCAGUUCACACAAAUCUGUCAAAAAAACUUUAUAGUGUGGAUGGAGUUUAAUCAAACAACAUUCGAUCUGGCUUUGUCUCAUAAAGUACAGAUUUGUCCCACUUCCAAUAUCCAUGAGAGAUACUCGUUUCAUCGGAUAUAUCUGAAACAAGUAUGUACCAAACUGUAUAUUGUAAUGCUCUAUCCAGACUAUCAUAUAUUCUUUGACAAAAAACUGCUGUAUGCCCAUAUAUAGUCACAAUGUGCCUAUAUAUGGUCAUGAUGUGAUGUCAUCAUGACAAAAUUUGAUAGUCUGGGCAAGUCUUUAAAUCAGUCAGUAUCUGUUUAGUCUGACAAAAUUUUGAAAGUAUAUGUCUAGCUUUAUUGUUAGUAGGUGUCUAAAAACGUUUUACAGAUUUUUGAGACUAAAUUAUGUAGGUAAAAAAUUGCUGCAAGAGAUCUAUUGAUAAAUUUGAUCACAUAUUAAUCUAGUGGUGUUUGUAUAUUUUCAGUUAAUUUUUCUUUUGAUAUCACAAAAAAAGUUACAAUUAGAAAAUAAAAUAUGUAGUGUCUAUCCUAAAAAGAAGA